AUGCCUUUCAAGUUCAUUCACAAUGGAUUGUUCAUGCAGAAAACGCUGGGAACAAGUUUGCGCCUGGGCGCUCCCGCACUGCUGAUGGAUGGUGCACUGGCCGCCGCCGCCGCCGCCGCCACCGUGUUGCCCUCCUCGUUCAGCAGCACCGCCAAACCGAGCAUCAUUCAACGAUCCACCGAGCUGACACGACGAGGAUCGAAUUACCAGCGUCUACGAAAGCGGCACGAAGAGCAUCAGCAGUUUUUGAAUAUUUUCGUCGAUGAACUAAGGUCUUGCGGCAUCGAAACACGCACUGUUCAGCGAUUUGAUUAUAACGAUGCGGCAGUUUCCUGGGCUGAUGCAGUUUUCUCGGCCGGCGGCGAUGGCACAUUUCUUCUCGCAGCAUCGAAAAUACUAUCGCCGGAUAAGCCUGUAAUUGGUAUCAACACCGAUCCAAUAGGCUCUGAAGGACAUUUGUGCCUACUAAAAAAACUAUCACAUGAAUAUAUCAAAGAUGCGCUGAAACGAUUACUGGACGGUGACUUCAGGUAA
This is a messenger RNA of Gongylonema pulchrum, 534 nucleotides long. The record is from the annotation of a GenBank genome assembly. NCBI's taxonomy places the organism in Eukaryota, Metazoa, Nematoda, Chromadorea, Rhabditida, Gongylonematidae.